GGGCCCUUCCCCGUCACCAGCUCAAUCUCUCUCUACCUGUCGGUAAAGACAAUCACAAAGAUUCCUUUUUUUUUUCCUUCAGCGCGCACCGAGUCUCUCAAUAGAAUUAACGAGGCAAGAGGAAGAGCAGCGAAGUUUCGACAUCGAUCGAUCGAUCUCUCACCAUGAGUUUUAUUUUCGGGAAGCGGAAAACUCCGGCAGAGCUGCUGAGAGAGAACAAGAGAAUGCUGGAUAAAUCAAUCAGGGAGAUUGAAAGGGAGAGACAGGGGCUGCAAGCACAGGAGAAAAAGCUUAUCGUGGAGAUAAAGAAAACUGCUAAGCAAGGACAGAUGGCAGCAGUCAAGGUCAUGGCAAAAGACCUAAUUCGAACAAGGCAUCAGAUCACAAAGUUUUAUGCACUUAAAUCACAACUCCAAGGUGUAUCAUUGAGAAUUCAGACACUGAAAUCGACACAAGCAAUGGGAGAGGCAAUGAAAGGUGUUACAAAGGCUAUGGGACAGAUGAACAAGCAGAUGAACCUACCUGCACUACAGAGGAUAAUGCAAGAGUUUGAGAUGCAAAACGAGAAAAUGGAAAUGGUCAGUGAAGUCAUGGGAGACGCCAUCGAUGAUGCUUUGGAAGGAGACGAGGAGGAGGAAGAAACUGAAGAACUAGUGAACCAAGUGCUCGAUGAAAUUGGAAUCGACAUUAACUCAGAGCUUGUCAAGGCACCUUCAACUGCAGUCACAAGCGCUGAGGCAAAUAAAAAGGUUGCUCAAGUCGAAGCUGCUUCAAGUGAAGGUGGUGGAAUAGUUGAUGACUUGCAAGCUAGAUUAGACAAUUUGAGAAAAAUGUAAAUUUAUAUAAAGUAGAUGAACACAAGGGUGAUCAGAACUGAGAAUUAAUAGUCGUCCCAUAAAGUUGACAUAGUAAUGUCCUUGUUAUCUUGUGUUGAAUGAUACCAGAAAAUGUGGGUGGCAAAAAGACUAAA
Molecule: messenger RNA, 970 nt
Organism: Zingiber officinale
Lineage: Eukaryota; Viridiplantae; Streptophyta; Magnoliopsida; Zingiberales; Zingiberaceae
Product: vacuolar protein sorting-associated protein 2 homolog 1-like
Exons: 5
Coding region: 165-836 (223 amino acids)
Biological process (GO): endosome transport via multivesicular body sorting pathway; protein transport; late endosome to vacuole transport
Cellular component (GO): ESCRT III complex; multivesicular body
Source: RefSeq, a predicted model, not a curated record